UGUAAUUCAAUUCUCUGCGUGUUCUUGUGUUCUAUCUCUCUUCUUCCUUUUCUUUUCUUUGUAAUAAUAUAUAUAAUGUUUUUAAAAACACAAACUUCCAUUUUGGUCAAAACAAACCAAAAUUUUUAAUGGGAAGAAGAAAAAAAAACAUGGCUGUCACACAUGAUGAUCUUCUUCCAAGUCCAAAGAGCUCUGAAUUGGGCAGCAAAAUGGGUACUUUUCUUAUCAUUUUGACCAUUCUCUGUGGUCUAUGUUGCUUCAUUCUUUGCCUCAUUGCUGAGACCACUCGUUCUCAGGUGAUAUGGAUGGGUAUAGAUGAAAAUAAUAAGGAAAAAAGGAGAUGCUCGUAUAGCGGCAGCGGGAAGACACCGCUGCUGUGCACGGCGAGCGCGUUUCUGGGGAUGGCGGUGAUGAUGGUGGUGCAACAUUUGUAUGUGUUGAUUGCAGUGAGUAAGUCAGCUCCUCCUGCUCUCAUUGCUUGGGAUCCUUCUUUUGCAACUUCCAAAUCUCUAACCUUUCAAGCUGCUUUCUUCUUCGUUUCAACAUGGAUAAGUUUUGCAGUUGGAGAAAUUUUAUUGUUAAUAGGAUUGAGUGUGGAGUCAGGGCAUCUUAACAAUUGGUCAACUCCAAAAGAAAGCUGUUUGGUGAUCAAAGAAGGUUUGUUCUCAGCUGCCGGAGUUUUUCAAUUGGCCACAGUCUUCCUUGCCGCCGGUCUCUACAUGACCGCGGUCCGAGCACAGAGAAUGUUUGAACAGCAAGAAAAUGUGAGAAGAGAGGUAUUGGAAAGUUACCAUAUCCACAGUUCACCACCGCGGUCAUUGUCGUCGCCACCGCUGCAGCCAAUGCCGCCCAUCGCAAGAGAGGACCCUGUAAUAAGACAUAGCCAACACCAUCAAGAGCGGGCUCCUUUCUGGUCUCUGCUUCAAUCUACUGCCCCUUUUUGCAAACUCUCUGCUUAAAACAUUUUUUUUCUUUUUUCUUCUCUCUUUUUGGAUGAAAGAGAUUGUUUUUUAUAAAAAAAAA
Messenger RNA from Cucumis sativus (cucumber), 1023 nucleotides. RefSeq names its product protein MODIFYING WALL LIGNIN-1. The transcript is spliced from 3 exons. NCBI's taxonomy places the organism in Eukaryota, Viridiplantae, Streptophyta, Magnoliopsida, Cucurbitales, Cucurbitaceae. The record is from RefSeq and is a predicted model, not a curated record. The coding region runs from base 129 to 959 and encodes 276 amino acids.